Myxocyprinus asiaticus (Chinese sucker) is the source of this 2064-nucleotide messenger RNA. RefSeq names its product retention in endoplasmic reticulum sorting receptor 1 (gene rer1). Gene Ontology annotation, biological process: retrograde vesicle-mediated transport, Golgi to endoplasmic reticulum; protein retention in ER lumen. The record is from RefSeq and is a predicted model, not a curated record. Lineage: Eukaryota; Metazoa; Chordata; Actinopteri; Cypriniformes; Catostomidae. The coding region runs from base 71 to 661 and encodes 196 amino acids. The transcript has 7 exons. Gene Ontology annotation, cellular component: Golgi membrane.
AUUGCACCUUAAAGGAAUCUCUUGGCUACGGCUAAGAAACCGAAGCUAACUAACAAAUUUAGCUGACAGAAUGUCAGAAGGAGAUAGUGCUGGUGAAUCCAUCCAUGGAAAACCAUCAGCGAUCGGAAGCUUCUUUAAACGGCUUGGGCAGGUUUAUCAGUCAUGGUUGGACAAGUCAACACCGUUUUCAGCCGUGCGAUGGGCGGUCACUCUUCUCUUAACGGCCAUAUAUAUGAUCAGAGUAUAUAUACUACAGGGAUGGUACAUAAUCACAUAUGCUCUUGGGAUCUACCACCUUAAUCUCUUCAUUGCUUUCCUCUCACCAAAAGUGGAUCCCUCGUUGCUUGAUGAUCCAGAUGAGGGUCCAGCACUACCAACAAAACAGAAUGAAGAGUUCCGGCCCUUCAUCAGGAGGUUGCCAGAAUUUAAAUUCUGGCACUCAGCGACGAAAGGCAUCAUCAUCGCUAUGAUUUGCACAUUCUUCGAAGCCUUUAACGUGCCAGUUUUCUGGCCCAUCCUCGUAAUGUAUUUCAUUAUGCUCUUCUGCAUCACCAUGAAACGGCAGAUCAAGCACAUGAUCAAGUAUAGAUACCUGCCCUUCACACAUGGGAAGAGGACUUACAGAGGCAAGGAAGACUCAGGGAAAACCUUUGCUAGUUAAAAUUCCCCUUCCUGAAAUUAAAGUUAUUGAUGAAGAAUGGUGCGUAAAGGGGGUGGAGGUUUUUUCUUUUUUUCUCGUAUUCUUUCUCGGGUGAGAAAAAAAAAAUCUUUUGAUCUCCAUCAAAAGUGUUACCCGCUCAUGUAAGAGGAUUAAUGCUGCCUUUAGUAAGUGUUUGGGGUUUGGGCCUUUUGAGGAAUGCUGUUGAGAGUCUGUGCACAUGUGGGCAAUUCAGAAACAAUUAAAAUAUGUGGCCAAUUAAUUAUUUAGAGAAUUUUUUUUCUUUUGCUCAGUAGUCCCCAUUUGUCCCCAAACCCAAGGGAUUUUAUGAUCUUUAGCUUCUCUAAAACAAAUUUUAAAGUGUAAAUGAAAAUUCUAUACUUGAUUAGAAGCAAGCUGUUUAGGAUUGAAAAUAUUUAAUCAUCAUUUGACCACCAUGCUCAUUCAUCUGUAAAAUAUUUGGUGAGCUUAUAUAUAUAUAUAUUUUAUAAAAGUACCAGACAUUAGAUUCAGUAUUCAGACGCACUAAUGUAAGACACUAGAGAUCAUAGACACCUGGUGGAGUUCCAUCUUGCCACAUGUUCAUAUGAAUUUGCCUUUUAUGAGCAAUUGUAAUUCUCUAAAUGUGCUGUAGCAUUGUUAGUAUUUAAUUUUUGUACAUAGUUGUCCACCUUAAUCACAUCCGUUCAUGCUGUUUGUAAGUUAUGCUUCAAUAGGGAAACUUUUCUAAACCCCCUCACCUUGUACAUCAGUUUUUUUAAAAGCCAGCAUGCUGCAUUCCAUUAAAAUGGUAUGAUACAACAAUAUUGGCUGUAUGUUCUUAUUGUUUAAGCAUCCCCAAUAAACACUUUCUCUCUUUUUUCUUUUUCAGAGGAAACAUAAAGUUGAUUGCUUUAACUAUUACAAAUGGAUGGCGAGGGUUGAAGAGUUAUUUUCGUUUUUUAUUUUAUUUUUUUGUGCUGGGCCCUAACAACUAGUGUAGAUUUUUAAAUGGAGAGAACUUCAAUAAGCACUGGAGAUGAGGAGUAAAAACUAUUUCAUAUAAAAGUGCAACAGUUUUUUUUUUUUUCUUUUUUUUUGGAGGGGAUAUAUAGGGUAUAUAUAUAUAUAUAUAUAUAUAUAUAUAUAUAUAUAUAUAUAUAUAUAUAUAUAUAUAUAUAUAUAUAUAUAUAUAUAUACAGGUAUAUAUGUAUAAUUUUUUAAUGGUUAGCAUGUUUUGAUUUUUUUUUUAAGCUAUUUUUACUGUGUUAAAUGAAUCUUAUUAAACAAGUAAUUGAAUCAUUUGAAUUGAGUAAAUAAAUUGCAUGUUUUAGGUUUUCUUGUGCUGCUGUUUAAGAGAGAAAAAAUGAUUUUAUUAACUAAGUGUACAUUUUUCAGUCAAUGCUAUUAAAAGGCUGUGUCCCUUC